Molecule: messenger RNA, 2028 nt
Organism: Trichoderma breve
Lineage: Eukaryota; Fungi; Ascomycota; Sordariomycetes; Hypocreales; Hypocreaceae
Product: tRNA synthetases class II (D, K and n) domain-containing protein
Exons: 5
Coding region: 1-2028 (675 amino acids)
Biological process (GO): aspartyl-tRNA aminoacylation
Cellular component (GO): mitochondrion; cytoplasm
Molecular function (GO): ATP binding; aspartate-tRNA ligase activity
Source: RefSeq, a predicted model, not a curated record
AUGGGGCCUCUUGUUGGUUCCCGUAGCCUGGCGUUGCGUCGUCAUGUUUGCAUCAACGCCUUUGCCGCAGCAAUUCCACGACGGGUGAUUUACAGGAACAGCCGACUCUACUCACAGGUAGCCAAGGAUGAGGCAGAAAGCUCGUCAAAGCGCACCAGCUUAUUAGAUCUUUGGCAUAAAUAUGAGGCCAAUGAUGAAUUACUUGGACUCGGAUCAGAGGACGUCUACGUGGGAUUAUUAGGCAAGAGUCGCAAUGUCUCAAAGCACCUCUCAUUCGCAGAUCUCACCACGCCGUCUGGUGAAAUCAUUCAGGUCUGCUCUAGCUCAGAAAGAGACAGUGAAGCCCAUGACGAUUUCCGCCAGGUUCCAGCGUUCAGUCCUGUGCUUAUUCGUAUAAAACAACAAGAGGCUGUAAACGCCGCUGAGCCUACUACCAAUGAAAACUCAUCAAAAAGAACCGUCUACCUUGACAGCAUACGGGCCCUCAACAGCGUUCCGAAAAAUCUCAUAGUAACACCCGAAGUCCAAUUCCCGCCAACCAAGAGACAUCUCCAGAUUCGAUUUCACCCGGAAUUACAAGCCAGACUUCAAUUUAGAUCAUGGCUGAAAGGAAUGCUCAAUCAAGGCUUGCUCCAGAAGGGCUUUACUGAUAUAGAGACGCCGACUCUCUUCAAGUCUACCCCCGAAGGCGCUAGAGAAUUUCUUGUUCCUACUCGACAAAAGGGUACCGCCUAUGCUUUGAGUCAAAGCCCUCAACAGUACAAGCAGGUCCUCAUGGCUAGUGGUAUUAUGCGUUAUAUGCAAUGGGCUCGCUGUUACCGCGACGAGGAUCUCCGCGCCGAUCGGCAACCUGAGUUCUCACAGCUCGAUAUGGAGUGGGCGUUUGCUGGAGCUGAGACUGUGCAAAAAGAUAUCAAUGAUAUCGUCUUAGGAGCAUUAACCGCCCUGCAGCCUGCACAAAGCUACAAGGAAAUUCGAGGAGAGUUUACCAAUCUUACCUUUGCAGAUAGCAUUGCGGCGUAUGGCUCUGACAAGCCAGACUUGCGUAUUCCCUUAAGGAUACACACUCUCCCGGAUCUUGAGCCUUAUCGCAACUUCGUUAGCAUGAUCACUCAUCUGUCUAACCCUCUUAUAGAGGCCUUCACAUUGCCAUUGAACGGCUGCUCUCCCUCGGAUGCGCGCAAAUUUGUUAUUAAGUUUAUGGACGAACUUCCACCUUCUUUGGCAAACAAUCCAGACGGCAAACCUCAAAUUCUCAUCCACGACUCGAGCAAGCCACUGUGCGGGUUCUCUUCGCUGGGCUUCGAAUAUGAGAGCGUUUUGGACUUGGUUUCAGAAAAAGAGGGUCUCCAAGACGGAGACCUUGUUAUCUUCCAGGCCCGCGAGAAGCCUGCUGGACAAUAUUACUCAGGCUCGACUAGAAUUGGAGACGUCCGUAGCAUGCUGUGGAAGGCACUUGUGGACGCAGGUUACAUGGAAACCCCACGACUUGGUGAGCCAGGAUCGCUCCAGUUCGUAUGGGUGACAGAGUUUCCCAUGUUCAAGCCAGUUGAAGAGGGUGAGCCCGGUCAGGAGGGUGCAGCAGGAAUUGCGGCUUCUCACCACCCCUUUACCGCCCCCCUCUCCCAGAAAGACCUAGAGCUGCUCUUUACCGAUCCCCUAGAGGCAAAGAGCGCUGCUUAUGACCUGGUUCUCAAUGGAAUUGAGAUUGGCGGCGGCAGUGUGCGUAACCACAUUGCCGACGUUCAAGAUUUCAUCAUGCGGGAUGUUCUGAAGAUGACCGACAAGAGAAUCAAGGACUUUUCUCAUCUGUUCGAAGCUUUACGCUCAGGAUGUCCUCCUCAUGCCGGCUUUGCGCUCGGAUUUGAUCGCCUUGCGGCCUUGAUGACCGGCACACCGACUGUCCGAGACGUCAUAGCCUUUCCGAAGACGAUGAAGGGAGAAGAUCCGUUCGUUCAGUCACCCAGCAAGCUCAGCAAUGAGCAGCUUGCUCCAUAUGGUCUGCAACUCCGCUCAAAAUCUGCAUAG